CCAAUUUUUUAAAGCUUAAAUGAAUGCAAAGAACGCGGGGUAUACAAACCCGAUUAGAGAUCUCGACCCGGAAUUGUCAUUUUGGAUUUACCAGCUUGUAGGACAGCCUGUAGGGACAAUUACACCUAAACCCUAACUUUCGGAAAAUGUCGUCUCCGUGUGGCAAGUGCAACAACUGUCCAUGCGGCACCAGCGGCGGAGCCCCGCCCCCCCAGCAACCGCCCCACCGGCCACCCCCCUCCUACGCCCACCAGCCACAGCAGCAGCCGGACAGCUGUCCCUAUCCGGGUCCGCGGGGCCAGGGAGCAGGCGGUUGCCAGGUCAACUCGACGCAGCCGCAGGGCGAUCCAGCAGCAUGCAGCCUCUACCAGAGUCGGGGAGCACCCACUGUGGAGUGCACGUGCACUCAGAACCGCAGCCGGCCACCUCCGCCAUCCGUUCAGGCGGACCACAUCACGUGCAGUCGGGGUCCGCGGGAGCAGCCGCCUGCCCUGGAGACCCGCUGCACCUGUCGCGAGAAGCCCGUCAAGACAGAGUGCCACUGCGCACCACCGGUGGCCCCGCCUCCCAACCAACAGCAGCAGCAGGCGAUGGCCCAGCCCACCUACGCCAACGUGACCUGUGGCCAGAACGUGCCCAGAGGACCGCAGCCCUAUCGCCCGCACCAAGGCAACCAGAGCCAGAACCCGAACUCCUGCGGCCACUGCCGAUCGCAGAAGAAGCAGAAGAAGUGCGUCAUUCAGUGAUCUGGAUGUC
Messenger RNA from Drosophila simulans, 756 nucleotides. Its product is annotated as TANK-binding kinase 1-binding protein 1. The record is from RefSeq and is a predicted model, not a curated record. The transcript is spliced from 2 exons. Bases 147 to 746 code for a protein of 199 amino acids. NCBI's taxonomy places the organism in Eukaryota, Metazoa, Arthropoda, Insecta, Diptera, Drosophilidae.